Paraphaeosphaeria sporulosa is the source of this 510-nucleotide messenger RNA. RefSeq lists its product as uncharacterized. The transcript has a single exon. The record is from RefSeq and is a predicted model, not a curated record. Lineage: Eukaryota; Fungi; Ascomycota; Dothideomycetes; Pleosporales; Didymosphaeriaceae. The coding region runs from base 1 to 510 and encodes 169 amino acids.
AUGGCAGCUGACGACGUUGUAGCCAUUGACGGGCGGUGGUAUCAGUACUUGGGCAGCAAUGGCAGGAUUCUGGCAUGCAGGCGCGUUGCUGCUGGGCGGCAUGGGGCUGCGUCGAGGAUGCAUUCGAUGACAGCAGUCGGCCACUCGCACAUGCAACACGUUCCCAAGGGAUGCAGCAACCAAGAGCGUCGUGGGACAGCGGAUGCGGGCCGCCAAUGGGGGUGGUGCCAGGCGCCGGGCGUGCACCGCGAUACGCUGGCCGCAUCAACAGCCGCUACGGCUAGCGAGCUGGCCAUGUCGAGUGACAAGGCGCCACGCCGUCCAGCCUGGCGCUGCCUCUCCCAUGGCCGCCGCGAAUGCCAGCGCAGGCCGCCUCCGCGUCACGCAGCGUCUGCACCAACGUGCCGACAGGCCAUCCACGGCCUCUGGCUGCUGACGGCCGCGAGCCCGACUCCCGCGGCCGUCUACCCUCUGCCCGCGCCUGCAGCGGCCCUGGGCAGCGGGGUGUGA